Messenger RNA from Rodentolepis nana, 309 nucleotides. The record is from the annotation of a GenBank genome assembly. Lineage: Eukaryota; Metazoa; Platyhelminthes; Cestoda; Cyclophyllidea; Hymenolepididae.
AUGAUGUCUCUCAACCAACGCCCCAAAAAAGAAUCCAUUAUUGAUUUAAGUCGCUUUUUGGAUAAACGCAUCAGAGUUAAAUUCAGUGGUGGGCGUGAGGCCACAGGUCUUCUAAAGGGUUGUGAUAACCUUCAAAACAUGGUGCUAGAUAACACCGUUGAGCACCUUCGCGAUCCUUCUGAACCUUCUCAAAUCACUGAGGCCACUCGUGAACUUGGGCUUGUUGUUUGUCGGGGUCCUUCCGUGGAACUCGUUUGUCCUGCCGACGGAAUGGAAUCAAUCUCCAAUCCGUUUGUCUCCCAGGAAUAA